UUAGUGCUUUAGUUGCUGGCUAGGUAACUGAGGUGGAAGGUGGGAAACUGAGAUUCUUUGUUUCUGUGGAGUUCGGAGUAAAGGAAGUACGCUACAACGAUCAGGGCAAACUGCGAGAGUCAGGGCAGAGUCCAAUCCAAGCCAAGAACAACAUCAAGCUGAAGCAAGAUGGCAAGAGUACGUAUGCUGACAGCGCUACUAGCUGUAGUCCUUCUGUACUGCAAUCUUAUUCGAACCGCGGUAGCUGAUCCCAUUCCGACAGCAGCACCUACAGAACCACAAAGUGGUAUCAUAAACGGCAAAACUGUCUCUUCUGUUUCGGCUAAUGUGGCGGAGCUCUUGCCUAUAUAUUAUAUAUGGCCAGGCCAGAUAUUCGUGAGAUUCUCUUCAUUCAUCGCAUGGAAAUACCGCAAUCUAUACUUCGCUUACAGGAUAAGUUAUUAUGCCACUGAGUGCUUCACUUCUGAUCAAUGUCCAUGUGCGGCUGGCAAAAAGUGUUCCCUUCGAGGUUCAUUCAUCAAAGUGGCCCAAACAACAAUGCCCGAUUCCCAUGUAUACGCUCCAAUCUACGGUAUUAGGGCCUCCACCCAAUACACUGUCACUGUGACCCAAGUGAAUGCUGCUGGCAAAAAUAUUGGGACUACUUUGUUCUCCCAUUUUAUCACUAUGAAAUGGCCAGCUACCACAAUGAUGCCGACAACCACGGCAAUGCCGACAACCACGACAAUGCCGGUAACAACACAGGCACCAACAUGCGCCCCGACGUAUUACUGCUUCCACGGUGUUUGUGUAAAUGAUGGGACAAACCAAUUCUGCAGUUGCAAACCAGGAUGGCGUGGGAGAACGUGUGCGGAAGAGGUCUACCCCUGUGACCCUGUCACCGGAUUUUUCUGCCCAUAGCCAGCAGGCUAAACACCACAGCAGCACAUGGCCAUCCUUAGUUGGCAAUAGUCUCAAUUGCUCUAGGUGCUUGUGCAUCGCAAAAUGUCAAUACCUUGGCUUUCCUGAUCUCUUUGGCAUAAUGAUGUUUUUCUUCUUUUUUCUACAAAAUCCACAUUAUAACCAGACACUGGGAUGAAUAAUGGAGUCUCCAUUAUGCAUGUGUCACCUGCUCACUCACUCACUUUCUCCCUCUCUCACACUCUCAUUCUACCUGUUUGUGUGUAUCUGUCUGUCUGUCUGUCUGUCUGUCUCUCUCUCUUUCUCUCUCACUCCCUCACACACACUCUAUCUCACACACUCCCUCCCGCACUCUCUCUCUCUCUCUCUCUACCUGUGCCUCUGUCUCUCAUUCCCUCACACACACAAACUCUCUCUUUCACUCUCUCUUUACCUGUGUGUUGUCUCUCUUUCUGUUUUUCUGGCACCGCAACAUAGUCUUCUGCUGCCAGGCAAAGUCAUUUCAGUGACUCUGUAAGUGGUACUGUUUCAUUUAUGCCUACGACAACUUCAACAUCAAAUGGCCUAUUUCUAAGGAUUUCAUCUCCAGCUGUUACAUUCUUGCCAAGUAUUGACAUUUUGCUGUAAAGAGUGAAUGAGUCUAUGCUACCUGUGAACAUUACUGUGUGUCAUUUCCAGUACUAGUCAAGGUGACCAAGCACUCGUGGUCAUGUAAGCCGCUGUAGUAAAUACAUGAAGCUGCCACCAUACUGUGGCUGUUUGA
Molecule: messenger RNA, 1663 nt
Organism: Sycon ciliatum
Lineage: Eukaryota; Metazoa; Porifera; Calcarea; Leucosolenida; Sycettidae
Exons: 8
Coding region: 169-900 (243 amino acids)
Source: RefSeq, a predicted model, not a curated record